UGACGUUAAUUUAUCAUUUUUCGAAGUUUUUUCUCUAUAUAUAUUACACAAUCGGCCUUCAUUAGAAAAUUUGUAACAAAAUUUCGACGGUUUUCCUGUCCAAUAAAUUUGUGUAUUGUAUCUAAUCUAUAUAUUACGACAAUGACUGAGUCAAAUCAAUCGAUUGUCAAAAAGCUGGGCUUAAAACCGCUGACCAAGGAGAACAUUUUAUACUUCUAUUUUCCCUUGCAAAGUAUGGUUAGCUAUGCAGCCCUCUCCAUCAAUGUUAUGAAUCCGUCAAUAGCGAUCAGGCUCCUACCAAAACGUGACGUGACGAAUUUCUUAUUGGUACACACCCUUUUCGGUACCACACUGUAUUUCUACAGUCGACCACAUCUGGCCGUCGUCCCAAGCCAGCGUCGCGUUGCAUAUAGCAUUUGUGGGUCGGUUCUGUUCAGUUUCGGAUCUGUACUGGUAUGGGCCGUUCUACGGAGCGCCGUUCCACGGAACCAAACGCUAGCAACAUUGCUUGGUCUUACGUCGGGAGUGGUACUAGCCAAACUGACAUACGAUUAUCUCGACAGUAACGACAAGCAGCUUGUGUCAGAAAAAAACUGAAUGAAGUUUGUUCCAAGGCUUGAUUGCAAAAUUUAAUUUUGUGAUACCACAAUUUUAGUAGUGCUCAUGAAAAGGUUCCAAAGCUAAUAUAGAUCGACAGCAUAAGUUAAUUUUGAGGAAUAUUUUUUUUCUGUUUGGAAGUGUCGCUAACCCGCUGUUUUAUAGUGAACAGUUUUGCUAAGACCUGUCUGGAAAGUGCAUCCAUGUUAUGCAGAUUGGAAUAGAUUACAUACUAAAUUCUUGCAGUAUGCUAAA
This is a messenger RNA of Malaya genurostris, 852 nucleotides long. RefSeq lists its product as uncharacterized. The coding region runs from base 142 to 597 and encodes 151 amino acids. The record is from RefSeq and is a predicted model, not a curated record. The transcript has 2 exons. NCBI's taxonomy places the organism in Eukaryota, Metazoa, Arthropoda, Insecta, Diptera, Culicidae.